AUGAAGAGACCCUUCGACUACAGCUCGCCCGACACAGACGGCGAGGAGCUCAUCGAUGUUGGCCAGGAGGACGGAUACUGUCCCGUCACUGGGUCCAUGUCCCCUGGGAGCGCCUCGCAGAUUCUGGCUCGCAAGAAGCGCAGAGGGAUCAUUGAGAAGAGGCGCAGAGAUCGGAUCAACCACAGUCUUUCGGAGCUCAGACGUCUUGUUCCCAGUGCUUUCGAGAAGCAGGGUUCCACGAAGCUCGAGAAGGCUGAGAUUCUUCAGAUGACUGUGGAUCACCUCAAAUUGCUCCAUGCCAUGGGGGGAAAGGGGUACUUCGAUGCCCGCUCCCUGGCUGUAGACUACAGGACGCUAGGAUUCCGGGAGUGUGUGGGGGAGGUAGUGCGAUACCUGAGCUCCCUCGAAGGAAGCGAGUCGCAGGAUCCCAUCGGCGCCCGGCUGGUCUCCCACCUGAGCCACUGUGCCAGUGAGCUGGACCCGCUGUUGCAGAGCCCUACCAGCCUACCGUUUGCGCCCUGGCCAUGGGCCGCCUUCCCCCAGCUCUCUGUCCCACCUGCCUCCCCCUCGGGACCCUUCCCUGGGGCCACCCGCAGGGACCUGCCACCCCAUGCAGCCACCCUGCUGGCAGCCUACCCCUCUCCCGCUCUGCGUGCCGCACCCAUUGGCUGCCUGCCGGCAAGCCCACCCACAGCCGUUCUCAGUCCAGCAAUAGCCUCGGUACGAAGGGUGCCUGCCCUUCCCUCCCCCACCCACAGACUGCCGCUGCCCUCCCCGGAAGCCCGGGGGACACCACCCCUCCUGGUGUCUCCAUCCCCCUCUGCUACGACACAAGUGUCAUUCAGGCCCUUUGCUCCGCUGGGUUCCAGCAACGGGCAGCGCGGGGCAACUAGCAACCCUGGCAAGGCCUCUCAGCCCUGGGGCACGGAGAUCGGGGCGUUCUGAUGUUGGACAGGGUGCGCACAUGAGAACACCAGGAA
Scleropages formosus (Asian bonytongue) is the source of this 980-nucleotide messenger RNA. It is a transcript of the gene heyl, whose product is annotated as hes related family bHLH transcription factor with YRPW motif like. The transcript is spliced from 5 exons. The record is from RefSeq and is a predicted model, not a curated record. NCBI's taxonomy places the organism in Eukaryota, Metazoa, Chordata, Actinopteri, Osteoglossiformes, Osteoglossidae. Gene Ontology annotation, molecular function: protein dimerization activity; DNA binding. The coding region runs from base 1 to 945 and encodes 314 amino acids. Gene Ontology annotation, biological process: regulation of DNA-templated transcription.